CCUGGAGAGAAAAAGACAUUUCCAUUCGCUUGAUGCUUCUAAUAUAUUUGUAUGAUAUAUAAACUUCUGAAAAUGUGUGUACUAGAUAAAGCUCAUAUCUGAGUAACGCGUGUCAGCCGCAAGAUAAAAUGUGCAAGAUAAGGUUUAUGCUGUUGUUCCUGCUGACGUCAGUCCACACAACAACAGGUGCCGAUUAUUUGGACAUUACUGGAGUAAGACUUGUAGAUGGCAAUGGUACAUUUAGCGGACGUGUUGAGAUCAAGGUUGACGGUGUUUGGGGAACAAUCUGUGAUUACGCUUUUGACAUGAACGACGCCGAAGUUAUAUGCAGAACACUGAAUCUGACAGCAACAUCAUUCUUUACGGGAGCACACUAUGGGCUAGGUAAAGGUCCAGUAUUUGCUCAAAGGUUUCAUUGCUAUGGACAUGAAAGUCACCUUAGAGAUUGUCGCUUCGACCCCAAUACUUUUUGUUCUCAUUCACGGGAUAUUGGGGUAAUCUGCACAGAAUGUGGAGAAAUCGACAUCAAAAAUGGAAUCAUUGAGUCAAUAUCAUCAAAUGGUACAGUUCUUACAACCUCUUGUGUAACUGACUACCAGACAAACACACACACAAGUGUAUGCCAAACUAAUGGCAGCUGGUCAAACAACAUUAUAUGUGCAACAUCUGGGUAUCCACUGAACAUUACUGACAUACGGCUUGUCAACGGUAUAGGUCUUACCGAUGGUAUCGUCGAGCUCAAGGUCAAUGGUACCUGGGGACAGAUAUGUCGUAACAGCUUUCAAAGCAGCGAUGCAAUAGUGAUAUGCAAGAUGCUUGGAUUUAAGUAAUGUUUACUAAAACUAUACUUAACUUGUAUAAGGUCAAUUUGGAUUUGUAAUAAGUGAACAGAAAUUAUUUAGUAUGCUUAGAACCAGUGUGUCGCAUGACAUCAAA
This is a messenger RNA of Ruditapes philippinarum (Manila clam), 936 nucleotides long. Its product is annotated as scavenger receptor cysteine-rich type 1 protein M130-like. NCBI's taxonomy places the organism in Eukaryota, Metazoa, Mollusca, Bivalvia, Venerida, Veneridae. Gene Ontology annotation, cellular component: membrane. Bases 129 to 830 code for a protein of 233 amino acids. The record is from RefSeq and is a predicted model, not a curated record. The transcript has 6 exons.